Molecule: messenger RNA, 417 nt
Organism: Penicillium cataractarum
Lineage: Eukaryota; Fungi; Ascomycota; Eurotiomycetes; Eurotiales; Aspergillaceae
Exons: 2
Coding region: 1-417 (138 amino acids)
Source: RefSeq, a predicted model, not a curated record
AUGGCUAACAACAGUGAUGCGUCCCCGUCCCAGGAUGAAUUCCCCCUACGAGGGGAUCUGCGCAGGAUGAUGGACCAAAAUCCACUACCUAUGCUUACCCCUGGUCUAGUAGACCCAGCUAUUAUGGCUGGCGAUGCGGCAACCAAGGAGGCACAGUUGGUGUUGAACACUGUCAAUACUGCUCUUGCUGUAGAUGAUGGUGAAUCACUGGCUGGUUGUUUCUUCGCCAGCCAGGCCUACUGGAAAGAUCAACUUGCGUUGACCUACCAUUUGCGCACAUUCGAGAGCCCGAGAAUUAUUGCAGCGAGUCUUUUGGAGACGAAGACUUUGAGGGCCGUAAAUGGGGAGAUUACGUUGGACGGAGCAGCGAUGUUCUUACCCGCAACGCCAGUUCUGGUAAGCAAACGACUGGCGUAG